UGGGUCGCUAUGCGCUACGGUUCCAAAGGUUCCGCUUACAACAUUCCACCUGCUGCAUGCGCAGCCAAUAGACCGGAACGCGUCCUGGUGAGUUGGACUGCAGGAAGAACAUGUCGCUACGGAAACGUAAAAACAAAAGGCCGUCGUCUAAGUCUGCAUCAGAAGACCUGACAAGAAUAAUCGAACAUGUAGAGUUUCAGUCGGACAAUGAGGAGAGGGGGAGAGAGAGGGGGAGGGGGAAAAAAGAGGGGAGGCCGCGGGAGACAGAUCCCGGGACAAGAGGCACUCCGGUGAGUGAGGGUGAGCGCGAAAGCCCGGUAAAACAGAACGGUCCUACUCAGAAGACAUCCAAAGAAGUUCACAUCGUCUUCCUCCCCGACAGAUACCAAACUCUCAUAGAGGAGGUGGAGGACAGCGAGGGAAGAGAGGAGGAGGAUAGGAAGAAGGAGGAGGAGGAGAAGAGGAAGAAGGAGAAACACAAGAAAUACAGAAAGAACGUGAGGAAGGCUCUGCGGUUCGGCUGGCGAUGUCUGGUUGCCGGGUUACAGAGCUUAGCGAGCGGCUAUGCUACGCCCCUUUCGGCUGCAGCCACGUUGGUGAUCGACGUCCACAGAACUAACCGCCAGGCAUAAUGAGAAGGAGGAGGACUAAUAUCUGGGACUACAGAACACACACAGUCUCAACUGCAUUUUAUGUAAUUAUUUCAGACUCCUUAACCGUUACCUAAUACAGUAUGUGAUUCUAGUGGUUAAACCAGGUUGUUAGUUACACUACCGGUCAAAAGUUUUAGAACACCUACUCAUUCAAGUUUUAUUUUUAUUUUUACUAUUUACUACAUUGU
Molecule: messenger RNA, 841 nt
Organism: Coregonus clupeaformis (lake whitefish)
Lineage: Eukaryota; Metazoa; Chordata; Actinopteri; Salmoniformes; Salmonidae
Product: vicilin-like seed storage protein At2g18540
Exons: 2
Coding region: 111-632 (173 amino acids)
Source: RefSeq, a predicted model, not a curated record